AUGAGCGAGAUAUCAUCGUCGGCGGCGGCGGACGAGCGCGGGCUGGCGGGCGGCGGCAAGGGGCCGUCGACGGGGCCGGCGGCGUGGGAGACGUCCCCGGUGGAGGAGGUGCGGCUGACGGUGCCCGACGGCGACGACCCGACGCUGCCGGUGUGGACGUUCCGGAUGUGGGCCAUCGGGCUGCUGUCCUGCGCGCUCAUGAGCUUCCUCAACCAGUUCUUCUCCUACCGGACGGAGCCGCUGGUGGUGACCCAGAUCACGGUGCAGGUGGCGUCGCUGCCCGUGGGCCACUUCCUGGCCCGCGCGCUGCCCCGCCGCAAGUUCCACGUCGCCGGCCGGGAGUGGAGCCUCAACCCGGGGCCCUUCAGCAUGAAGGAGCACGUGCUCAUCUCCAUCUUCGCCAACGCCGGCUUCGCCUUCGGCAACGGCAACGCCUACUCGGUGAUGAUCGUGGACAUCAUCCGCGCCUUCUACCGCCGCUCCAUCUCCUUCCUCGCCGCAUGGAUCCUCAUCAUCACCACCCAGGUUCUUGGGUACGGGUGGGCGGGGCUGAUGCGCAAGUACGUGGUGGAGCCGGCGCACAUGUGGUGGCCCAGCACGCUCGUCCAGGUCUCGCUCUUCAGGACACUGCACGAGAAGGAGGAAUUUACCGGGGGCUCACGGCAGAUGUCCCGCUCCAAGUUCUUCCUGGUGGUGCUCAUCUGCAGCUUCGUGUGGGCCUUUGUGCCGGGCUACCUCUUCCAGUCACUCACCUCCAUCUCGUGGGUGUGCUGGGUCUUCUCCAAGUCCGUCACGGCGCAGCAGCUUGGCUCAGGCAUGAAGGGCCUGGGUCUCGGGGCUUUCACGCUCGACUGGACCGCCGUCUCCUCCUUCCUCUUCAGCCCGCUCAUCUCGCCCUUCUUCGCCACCGUCAACGUCCUCGUUGGCUACGUCUUGUUCAUUUAUGUGGUGAUGCCCACGGCGUAUUGGGGGAUGAACCUGUACAACGCCAAGACGUUCCCCAUAUUCUCCUCUCACCUCUUCGCCUCCAAUGGGUCGCCCUAUAAGAUCGCCGACAUUGUGAACCAGCAGUUCCAGCUUGACACGGAGGCGUACGACAAGCUCGGACGCAUAAACCUCAGCAUCUUUUUUGCAAUCUCAUAUGGCUUCAACUUUGCCACCAUUGCCGCAACCAUCACGCACGUCGGCUUCUUCUACGGCAAGGAGAUCUACCACCGGUUCCGAGCUUCACAGCAGGAGGAGCCUGACGUCCACACAAAGCUAAUGAGGAAGUACGAGGACAUACCAGCAUGGUGGUUCUACUCUGUGACGGCAUUGUCGAUGAUAGUGUCCCUCAUCCUCUGCACCGUCCUCAAGGACCAGGUUCAGCUCCCAUGGUGGGGCUUCCUCUUUGCCUGUGCCAUGGCCUUCACCUUCACGCUACCCGUAAGCAUCAUUUCUGCAACCACUAACCAGACGCCUGGUCUGAAUGUCAUCACUGAGUAUGUCAUGGGGCUAAUAAUGCCUGGAUACCCCAUCGCCAACGUCUGCUUCAAGGUGUACGGCUACAUCAGCAUGUCGCAGGCAAUCUCCUUCCUCGCAGACUUCAAGCUUGGACACUAUAUGAAGAUACCUCCCAAAUCAAUGUUCAUUGUUCAGUUUGUCGGUACAGUGGUGGCCGGGACUGUCAACCUCAUCGUCGGAUGGUGGCUACUUGGCUCGGUUGAGAACAUCUGCCAGGACCAACUGCUCCCACCAAACAGCCCAUGGACAUGCCCCAACGACCGUGUCUUCUUCGACGCAUCGGUCAUCUGGGGCCUUGUUGGCCCGAAUCGCAUUUUCGGGUCAAAUGGCAACUACAUAGCCCUCAACUGGUUCUUCCUCUUUGGCGCGGCAGGCCCUGUCAUCGUGUACAUCCUCCACAGGAUAUUCCCCACUCACAAGUGGAUACUACUCAUCAACAUUCCGGUGCUCACCGGCGCUACGGCCUUAAUGCCGCCAGCGUCGACCCUAAACUUCAACUCGUGGCUGCUCUACGGCAUCAUCUUCAACUUCUUUGUGUUCCGGUACCGCAAGAAGUGGUGGCAGAGGUACAACUACAUCCUCUCUGCUGGGCUCGAUGCGGGCGCCGCGUUCAUGGGGGUGCUGCUCUACUUCACGCUGACCAUGGAGAACCGGACAAUCAAGUGGUGGGGCACGGGCGGCGAGCACUGCCCUCUGGCCUCAUGCCCCACUGCUAAAGGGGUAGACCUGGGACCAGACAGUGUCUGCCCUGUGUUCUAAGCUGGAGUAAAUAUCUUUCAUGCCUCAAGGCAGAGAGCUGCAAGAUUAGUCAUUAUCCACUCCGGUUGUCUUAAUGUCAUACUAUUACAGAUUUCUAUAUAUGUGUAAAGAUCGUAGCCAAGUGCACAAAAGGCAAAAAACUAUCAGCAGCUUUGGUGCGGUAAUCAGUCAUUUGGGCAAUGCGUGCUAGACUCGUAAUGUUAUAACUUGGCACAUGUUGCAAGUUGCAACACUACCUUUUAUAGAUCUCAAUGAAUUGUCGAACUGUAACACAAACUGUUCAUCAUCAGCAUUCGAUCAGUGGUUGCAAGUCGAACACACAAUUUAAAGUCACCAUGACAGUUUGUUUC
Triticum aestivum (bread wheat) is the source of this 2612-nucleotide messenger RNA. Its product is annotated as oligopeptide transporter 4. Gene Ontology annotation, molecular function: oligopeptide transmembrane transporter activity. Lineage: Eukaryota; Viridiplantae; Streptophyta; Magnoliopsida; Poales; Poaceae. Gene Ontology annotation, biological process: transmembrane transport. The record is from RefSeq and is a predicted model, not a curated record. The coding region runs from base 1 to 2262 and encodes 753 amino acids. The transcript has 6 exons.